CGGCCAGGUCCUGGCCCUCCAGCGAGCCCUAACCCGCACAGGCCCGUCCCUCCCGCCCCAGCCUCUCGCCGCUGUCCAAUGGCCGAGGGGCAGGGCAAGCUGAGCAAGCCGUGGCAGCCUCGCCGGGCCCCCGCCCUGUUCCCGGUUCCCGAGCCGGACCCCGGCGGCCUUUAAAUGCCGCCCAGGGCCGGCGCGGUGCGGCUCCUGGCACCUUUCAUCUUCGCGCAGCGACAGCAGCGCCCUGAGGCGGAAAGCAGCUCGACUGGCCAGUCGCCGUCCGGGCAGCGGCGGCCACCUCCGACCUCGGGACCGGCGCCGCCUCUCCCUUCCCUCCCCCACCUCCCGGGCCUGCCUGCCGGGUCGGCGCGGGGGGCCCCCGGCGUACGCGCGCGCGCGUGCCCGCGUGGGUGUGCGCGCCCGAGCCAUCCUCGGACCCGCGCCCCCGCCCGGCGCAGGACCGCCCCGGGAUCCCCGCCCGCGCGCCGCGUCCCACGGCCCCCGCCACCGGCCUCCAGCCGUGCACCCGCCGCACUCUGCAAGAAGAUGGCGGGAUCGGUGGCCGACAGCGAUGCCGUAGUGAAACUAGAUGAUGGACCUUUAAACAACUCCUUGGGCUCUCCAGUUCAAGCCGACGUGUACUUCCCACGACUGAUAGUUCCAUUUUGUGGGCAUAUUAAAGGUGGCAUGAGACCGGGCAAGAAGGUGUUAGUGAUGGGCAUCGUUGACCUCAACCCUGAGAGUUUUGCCAUCAGCUUGACCUGCGGUGACUCAGAAGAUCCUCCAGCUGAUGUGGCAAUUGAACUCAAAGCUGUGUUCACAGACCGGCAGCUACUCAGAAAUUCUUGUAUAUCUGGCGAAAGGGGUGAAGAACAAUCAGCUAUCCCUUACUUUCCAUUCAUCCCAGACCAGCCAUUCAGGGUGGAAAUUCUCUGCGAGCACCCACGUUUCAGAGUGUUUGUGGAUGGACAUCAACUCUUUGAUUUUUACCACCGCGUUCAAACGUUAUCUGCAAUUGACACCAUAAAGAUAAACGGGGACCUCCAGAUCACCAAGCUUGGCUGAUGUUGUUCACACCACCUCCAUUUCCAAUCGGAUCAGGUGCCACAACGAUCUGACUGUUGGUCUGGAAGAAGUGUCUUAACAACAUCUGGAGACUUAAAAAGGAGACAAAAACAAAAGGCAAGCUUCACUGUCUCUUCUUUGCAGUUUAAACCCCAAAUGACAACUUCAACCAAGGUUUGCCCUUAGGAAGCUGUCGGAACAAAGACACCGAGCCAUUAUUCCCAGAACAAAGUAAUACAUUUAUGCUGGAUUUUCUUCAGACUAAACUGAACUGGAUUUGUGAUAAUUUGUGAUUUGGUAGCAAGUUAUUCAUCUUUUCGAAGCAAGGUGAUGUUUAGAAACAAAAAGUGCUAAAGACUUCAAAUAACAACAAUAAAGACGGUACACCGAAAUCAA
This is a messenger RNA of Eptesicus fuscus (big brown bat), 1458 nucleotides long. RefSeq names its product galectin like (gene LGALSL). NCBI's taxonomy places the organism in Eukaryota, Metazoa, Chordata, Mammalia, Chiroptera, Vespertilionidae. The transcript has 5 exons. Gene Ontology annotation, molecular function: carbohydrate binding. The record is from RefSeq and is a predicted model, not a curated record. Bases 175 to 1062 code for a protein of 295 amino acids.